UCUUUUUCUCCGCAAUAUAGAGAAGGAAUAAGAUUUUUUUUCCCCCUCUUUAUCUUUCCCACUCACAAAUAUUAUUGAUUUGUUUUCUAACUGUUUGUUUCUUCUUCUUCUUCUCCUUUUCUCUUUCCGGAGUUUCAAAUCGAAUCUGGUUUUAAUAAGCAGAGUGCUGUGAGAUGCAAGAAGUGAGCGACGAAGUUGUUGAGGUGACGGUGGUGGAGAAAGCAGCUGUGGCUGGCGGAGGAAAGUCAGCAGCGCGGCGGAGGAUGCGGAGGAAAGACGCCGCCGCAGAUGGCGGCGGCGAUGGUUUGGUGAAGUGGGAGAGGUUUCUCCCUAAAAUCGCGUUAAGAGUUUUGCUUGUCGAAGCUGACGAUUCUACCAGACAGAUAAUCUCUGCUCUCCUCAGGAAAUGCAGUUACAGAGUUGCUGCUGUACCUGAUGGCUUGAAGGCUUGGGAGAUGCUUAAAGGGAAGCCAGAAAGCGUUGACCUUAUAUUAACAGAGGUUGAUCUUCCUUCAAUUUCUGGAUACGCUCUUCUAACUCUUAUCAUGGAGCAUGAUCUCUGCAAGAACAUUCCUGUCAUAAUGAUGUCGACACAGGACUCAGUGAAUACUGUGUAUAAGUGCAUGUUGAAAGGUGCGGCUGAUUAUCUUGUGAAGCCGUUAAGGAGGAAUGAGCUGAGAAAUCUCUGGCAACAUGUCUGGAGAAGACAAACUUCUCUUGGUAGCUUUCCACUGGAUGAGUUUGUCGGACAGCAGAAACCAGAGGGAGCCUCUGCAAACAAUUCGACCAGUAACCACGGGAAUGCAUUUGAGAGCGAUCAACAUCCUGUAAUUGGGAAUGGUGGUGAUGCUCAGAGCUCAUGCUCAAGACCAGAGAUGGAAGGUGAGAGCGCAGACGUGGAGGAUAAUCAGAGAGACUCGUUACAAAUGGAGAGCUCAAAGUCUCUAUUCAACGAGCCACGGUUUAUAGGGAAGGACAUUCAAAACUCAUCUAAAGAAGCCAUUGACUUCAUGGGAGCAUCACUUAGAAGAAAUGGACAACGUAACAAAGAAGAAAGUAACUCCAAAUACGAAUCUCGGAUAGAGCUUGAUCUCUCUCUGAGAAGACCCAACGCUUCUGAGAACCAGUCUUCUGGAGAACGUCCCUCUCUUCAUCCUUCUAGUGCCUCAGCUUUCACACGGUACGUUCACAGGCCGUUGCAGACACAAUGUUCGUUCUCUCCGGUUUCUGAACAAAGAAAGAAUGUUGCGGGAGCAAGUCAAGGCGAUAACAUUGUGCUAAUGAACCAAUACAAUUCAUCUGAACCGCCUCCAAGUGCUCCAAGAAGAAACGAAGCAGGCUUUUACACGAGAGCUGACUCACCAGGUCCACCGUUUAGCACUCAGAUGAAUUCUUGGCCUGGACAGAGUUCUUACCCUAGGCCAAUUCCCAUCAAGGGUAUACAGUUCAGGGGUCCAACUAACACAGCUUAUGCAUCUGCGGUGGCUCCUGCUUCACUCUCUCCAAGCCCUACUUCCGUUAGCCCGCAUGAGUACAGUUCUAUGUUUCACCCGUUCAACAGUAAACCCGAGGGCUUGCAAGAGCGUGAUGGUUACAUGGAUGUAGAGGAGAGAAGACACGUUUCUUCUGCAACGGAACAGAGUGGAAUAGGCAAUCACUGCAGUAGCAACUACACUGAUCAUCAGCAGCUACUGCUGGAGAAGAUGAACGAAGAAGGAUAUUCAUCAUCGGUGGGGAAAAUUCAGCAAUCUCUGCAACGGGAAGCCGCUUUGACCAAAUUUCGAAUGAAGCGCAAGGACCGGUGUUUUGAGAAAAAGGUCCGUUAUGAGAGCCGGAAGAAAUUGGCAGAGCAACGGCCACGAAUCAAAGGGCAAUUCGUUCGUCAAGUCCAAUCCACCGAGACGUCAACACAAGCUCCACAGUGAAUCCAACAAAUUGAUUGUAAUAUCAAUACAGUUCAAUUUUGUAUCAACUAGGGGAUUUUUAUAUUCUCCAAUGCAGGAGCUGUUCUUGUACUAACUCUUUACAUACGUAGUGAGGUGUUAAGAAGAUUUGGUGUACAUACAGCCUUUGGAGCAUGUUAUUGAGAGUUUAGCUAGGAUCUACGUUAAGAUGUGUAAUUACACACGAUGGGUUAUCUUCCUGUAACUCUAGAGAAUAGUUUAUAAGAUUAAAAAA
Molecule: messenger RNA, 2178 nt
Organism: Eutrema salsugineum
Lineage: Eukaryota; Viridiplantae; Streptophyta; Magnoliopsida; Brassicales; Brassicaceae
Product: two-component response regulator-like APRR5
Exons: 8
Coding region: 174-1925 (583 amino acids)
Biological process (GO): cytokinin-activated signaling pathway; phosphorelay signal transduction system
Molecular function (GO): protein binding
Source: RefSeq, a predicted model, not a curated record